AUGACACCAGAAACUGAGUUGGCAAGAGCUUUUGUUGCUGAGCGGUUUGUGCUAGAUGUGGAAGAUGUACACGUCCCUGUUAUCGGUGGUCACUGCAGCUUAACCGCUCUGCCACUUUUCUCCAAAACGAGACCCCAUGUCAUCUUAUACAAGGACGACAUCAUAUUGUGGACCUCUGAGAUCACGCACGCCAUAAGUAAUAGCAGUGAACAUCUUGACUACUUUGCAGGCAAUCCAGAUCGUGAGUACUUUGAAGCUAAAGGGGCAGAACGUUUUGUCUUGUCGUUGCUCCGUGCACUUGCUGGAGCUGAUGGCAUGUUUCAAUGCUGUUUUGUGGAAUCCACCAUGUUUGAGGACAUUCCUUUCUUUGGAUCAACUGUGAAGCUCGGGAAGAAAGGAGUGGAAGCUUUCAUUGAGACUGAUUUGGAAGGACUCACAAAGUAUGAGGCUGAGUGUUUGAAGUAUCUCAAAGAAGAUCUCAUUGAAGACAUUGAGAAAGGAGUUGAGUUUGCAAAGAGAACCUUGGACGCUUAG
This is a messenger RNA of Eruca vesicaria subsp. sativa (arugula), 534 nucleotides long. The record is from the annotation of a GenBank genome assembly. NCBI's taxonomy places the organism in Eukaryota, Viridiplantae, Streptophyta, Magnoliopsida, Brassicales, Brassicaceae.